GAUGCUGCUGCAGUCUGCAUCCCUGAUAAAACCCGUCCCAAGUCAUGUAGUUAUUACUUAGUACAUCGCCAUUGACAAAAGAAGACAAAUCCACUGGCCGUUGAAGUUUGAAGCGUUCAAAGCAGCCGGGGGUAAAACAGCGGCUGCCUCUGGUCUGGUUAGGAUACUGGUCCACCGGGUGAUGGACGAGCACACUGAUCCACAGGGUCCUCAGCAUCUCGGAUGUUUUACGCGGUCCUUCCAGUCAAAAAGACUCAAGUGACCGAAAAAAAAUAGGACGUCUACCGGUUUAUUUUAUGUGCGCUAGAUUGCCAAACUGCUGCAGGUAUAGCCACUCAGCACUUUGCAGUGCAGGAUUCCCGUGCAGAGGAGAGAAGACCGGAGCACGGACACUUUCACCGGAGCACCGACACUUUCACCGGGCAGCAGCAGCCAGCAGACACCCGCCAAAACCAGUCCAUCUGAGAGCUAUUGUCUGGUGGAACGGAAACUGAACUCUUGUUUCACUUGAGAAAUGUGAAAGGAAGUCUCAAUGACCUUGUAAGAUGUUUUCACACCACAGAGAAAGGGAGCAGCCGUUCUUCAGCGCCCGGGCCCAUGUGUUCCAGAUCGACCCGAGCACCAAGAGGAACUGGAUCCCUGCCAGCAAGCAUGCCGUCACCGUGUCCUUCUUCUACGACGCCAACCGCAACGUGUACCGCAUCAUCAGUGUGGGCGGGACCAAGGCCAUCAUCAACUGCAGCAUCACACCCAGCAUGACGUUCACCAAGACGUCCCAGAAGUUUGGGCAGUGGGCGGACAGCCGGGCCAACACGGUGUACGGCCUGGGCUUCGCCACCGAGCAGCAGCUGCACCAGUUCUCUGAGAAGUUUAAGGAGGUGAAGGACGCGGCACGCCUGGCCCGCGAUAAGUCUCAGGACAAGGAGCUGGCCAACACCGCGCUCAGCAUCGCCGCCCCGCAGGACCUCUCUGAUGAGCUGCAGUCGCCACCGGUGAUGUGCAUCAACGGGCCCGAGGACAAGCUGUUCCGCAGCCAGAGCGCCGACAUCACCUUGUCCUCCGAGAAGGAGCGCAUCAAGAAGAUGCUCUCCGAAGGGUCAAUCUGUGAGAUGAAUCUGGAGGCUGAGCUUUUCACACUGCAGGACAGCAACAACAAGCUGGUGGCGGCGCUGCACGAGGCUAACGCCAACGUUGAGCAGUGGAAGAAACAGCUCGCGGCCUAUCAGGAGGAAACAGAGAGGCUACGCGACCAGGUGUCAGAGUUGGAGACGCAUGGGGGCCACGGCCCCAGCGACCUACUGAAAGACGAGCUCACCCAGUCCCUGGAGGAGCUGGAGGCCCUGCUGAAGGCCAAGGAUGAGGAAAUUCACAUCUUGCAGAACAAGAAACUGGAGUACCAUGAGAUGGAACGUGACCGGGAUGAAGCCAUGCACAGACUGCAGGAAAUGGAAAUGCGCAACUCAGAUCUGGAGAGGCGCGUCCAGAACUCUGAGCAGAAUCUUAACAACUCUCUAGAGGAGCGGGACCGCACGGACAACGAGAUCCAGCGAUCCAUCGAGAUCCUGGACAUAAAGAUCUUUGACCUCAACGACCUGCGACAGAGCCUGGUGAAGCUCAUCGAUAAAUGAGCUUGGUAGAGCAGGCCACAAAUGCACUGCUGUGGAGGUGGGACGGGAGACGAGCGAAAGGAAGGGGAAAUUAGCAAUAGGCUCAUGUUAGUGUCAUGUUAAGCAAUACAGGAAAAGACAAAAGAGAAAUGACCCAGAUGGAGCUCGUCCUGCACCGUCUCAAGCCCAGGACCCCCGUCUGAUCUGGACAGCUGGUCUCGGCCUCUGUUGUGCCACAGUGUCUCUACCGUCACCUCUAAGCUUGUUAAGCCACCAACAUGUUGGGGUGGAAAACUGCUGUUUGUCUCAAUGUUUUGCUUAUCGCUGGCAUCCCUUUUUUCAAGAGUAACGUUCAAUACAAUAACUAACUUUUAAGUGCUACACAGUGUUAGACACUUAUUGUCAAGAACUGGUGCUUGUAGUGUUUCAUACUUUUUAGGGGACAUGUUUUUUUUAUAGUUAAGAAUGGGUUGUCCAGGUGAAAGCUUUAGCAUCCGUGGUGUGUGUUUGAGUAGAAAGGAAGGAACAGUUGGUUAAAGAAUUUAAUCUGACUCAGCAUGCAUAGCCCAUAAGGUGUAUAAUAGCCCAUGCUUGAAUACUGCAAUAAGGUCAGCAUUCAGUGUUCAGUAUUAUCAGUAAAAAACAAUAUAUAUAUACAUUUAUUUGGAUGUAUAACAAUAUCUUCAGUUACACAAACACAUACACACACACACAGUAGUGUGUGUGUGUAUCCAAUGUCAAGGAUGUCUUCAUGGGUUGGCAUGCUACUAGGAUAAUGUAUAACAAGUAGAAGAAGUAUUUGCAAGUGAUUCAUCUGCACAAAAGUUCUAGAAACCAAAGAUCAGGUCCUUUGAAGAGCACAUCGUUGAGUCAUGAGGAGUUUUAGCUGAAGCUUGAAGCCUGAUUUCACAUUCUUGUUUAGGUUCAUGGGAACUGAUAAUAUUCUAAGAUUAGUACAUAACUCUUGAAAAGUAAACCUGCUUGUGAAUAGUUUAGAGACAUGGAAAUAUAUUUCAAACAUUUUAAGUUAAUGUGAAUAUAGCUGUUAUAUGCUGACGGUUUGAAACAUUUGAAAACACUUUUACUCAAUAAUGAAAUUGCUACCGAAUAUUCUGCUAGUCGAAAUCAUCGAUAUAAAGACAGCUUUCAUAUUGUGUGAUGCAAAGAUUGUGUUGUUUAACAUAGUCUCUGGGCUAUGUUUAUAUGUUUAACAAGCCUUUAUUCUGAAACUGUUUUACAGUUAUAGUGUCAGCUUCUGGUAUUUUGCACUGGACUGGGAAAUAAAAGCUAAAACCACAACUCAAGAAUGGUUUCACGUUUGUUUGUAUUUUCUGAGGCCAUUGGCAGUCAUGCAGUGGCCCA
Molecule: messenger RNA, 2969 nt
Organism: Gadus chalcogrammus (walleye pollock)
Lineage: Eukaryota; Metazoa; Chordata; Actinopteri; Gadiformes; Gadidae
Product: homer protein homolog 3-like
Exons: 10
Coding region: 546-1628 (360 amino acids)
Biological process (GO): G protein-coupled glutamate receptor signaling pathway; regulation of store-operated calcium entry
Cellular component (GO): plasma membrane; cytoplasm; postsynaptic density
Molecular function (GO): G protein-coupled glutamate receptor binding
Source: RefSeq, a predicted model, not a curated record